UCAUUAUUUACGGAAGUGAACCUUUGACCAGCUGAUAAACAAGAACACAAAACAUAUGCUAAUUGCUGUAUCUACUAAUAACACAGAGAGUGGACCAUUUAAAGGUUAUUGAUCCCAAAUUUGAAUACAUAUAAUGACAAGUUUUGGAUGGAAAAGGAAAACCGGUACAAACGUUUCCAAAUCAACCUCCGCGUCAUUUGAAGGGAACACCAAGGAUGAUGAUGAAGAGGUUCGUAAUGGUGAUAUAGAUUGGAUUUCUCUGGCCCCAAAGAGAAGAAUUAUCUCCCUUGAAGAUGCUGUCGGCAAGAGCGAGAGACUGAAGAACGAGGGUUGUGUCCUGGCAGAGUCUGACAGAUACUGGGAGGCCAUCAAGAAAUGGGAUGAAGCUCUCCACUUUAACCCACUCAAUUGUAAGGUCUAUGAGAUGAAGGCCCAGGCGCUGAUGGCGCUGAAUGAGUUGUACCCGGCGGUGUCGGCGGCGCGGAAGGCUGUUGAAGUCUGUCCCACCUGGUGGGUGGGUCACCAGACCCUGGGGCGAGCACAACUCAACCUGGGAGAAGUGAGACUGGCUCUGCACAGCUUCUCCAUGGCAGUUCACCUCAACCCGGCUGACCGGGAAUUGUGGGAGGAGGAUCUGAUGUGGGCCGACUCCCUGGUGCGACAGCGCAGACAGGCAGCUGAAACAGUCAAGCAACAAGCAAGCAAGUCAACUGUUACUAUCACUGAAAUCUCUGACGAUCCCAGUGCUACAUGUAUCAGUGACAAGGCUAUGGACAAAUGUGACACUAGAGCCGGAGACAAGGGGAUGUCAGUGAAGGCAAAGAUCCUGCUGCACGAUGCUUGGCCUUGAGCAAAUACAGUGAAGAUCCAGGUUACAAUGUGUGAAUUAUAUUCAUGCUAUCAACCACUGGUUUGUCUGACGUGAUAUGGUCAUAAUAUUUGUUGACUGAUGUAAUCUGUUAAAAAUUGGUGAUGAAAUAUUUAUAGGAGUUUUAUUCAUCUGUAAAGGAAUGUCACAUACAGUCAAUAUUGUUAGAUGAAAUUGAAGAAGAGAGAAUGAGUGAUUGAGUGAGUGAGUUGGGUUUAACGCUGCUUUUAACAGUAUUCCGGUU
Haliotis rufescens (red abalone) is the source of this 1112-nucleotide messenger RNA. Its product is annotated as tetratricopeptide repeat protein 33-like. The transcript has 5 exons. Lineage: Eukaryota; Metazoa; Mollusca; Gastropoda; Lepetellida; Haliotidae. Bases 134 to 850 code for a protein of 238 amino acids. The record is from RefSeq and is a predicted model, not a curated record. Gene Ontology annotation, molecular function: protein binding.